Molecule: messenger RNA, 5022 nt
Organism: Calliphora vicina (urban bluebottle blowfly)
Lineage: Eukaryota; Metazoa; Arthropoda; Insecta; Diptera; Calliphoridae
Gene: sl
Product: small wing phospholipase C gamma 1
Exons: 3
Coding region: 427-4173 (1248 amino acids)
Biological process (GO): release of sequestered calcium ion into cytosol; phosphatidylinositol-mediated signaling; phospholipid catabolic process
Molecular function (GO): protein binding; phosphatidylinositol-4,5-bisphosphate phospholipase C activity
Source: RefSeq, a predicted model, not a curated record
AGUGCCUUAUAUUUUUAUACAAAAAAUGUUUUAAGUUAUAGAGAAUCUAUAGCAAACAAGAAUUAAUAAGAAAAAUCAAUGAUAAACCAUAUAAAACAGUAAAAAUAUGGUGUCUAUUAAAAAGGCGUCAAGAAAGCAGCUAAAACAACAAAAACAAUACAACAUAAUAUAGAAGAAACCAAAACAACGAUAAUUAUUGUUGUAAUUUGUAUGAUAACAACAACAACGAUUAACAGAUUGGACAGGAAAUCAAAUUAUUACCAUAUUUCGAAACAUUCAUACUGAUAAAUAUUCUAGAUAAAAAAACAACAAAAGAGGCAGCAGACCAACAAUAAAAACUGAUUUGAAUAGAAAGUAUACAUUGUCAUUCAUUAUUUUCCUGUAGCACAACCAUUAUCUUUUGUUAGCAGCACAGAUUGCAACAAUAUGAUGAACUGUUUUAGUUCCUUAAGCGUUCCCACUUUGGGGGAAAUGGAACAAAUUAUUUGCAUGCUGGAAAGAGGAACCAUUGUUACGAAAUUGUACAGCAAACAGAGGCGCCCCGAGCAGAGACGUCUCAUUUUGGUAAGAGAAACACGUCAAUUGCUAUGGUCCCCGGUCACAGCCAACACCCGCAUAGAACAUGAAGGUUCUCUGGAACUGAGAGAAAUUAAGGAGAUACGUGUGGGCAAAAAUUCAAAAGAAUUUCGCAAUUGUCCCGAUGAGGCCAAACGUUUUGAAAAUGGCAAAUGUUUUGUGGUAUUACAUGGCAGUUCCUUUAAAUUAAAGACAUUCUCGGUGGUGGCAUUGUCCGAACUGGAAGCGGAAAAUUGGGUUAAAGGUUUACGCUAUAUGGUUCAGGACACUGUAAAUGCCUCCUAUCCGCUGCAAGUAGAACGCUGGCUCAGACGUGAAUACUAUGCCAUAGAAAACUCGGGCACUCAGUCUUCCAAAGAGGGAGGUCAAGUGACUGUUAAAGAUUUUAAGGCCUUCCUGGGCAAUAUCAGCUGUAAAAUGACUACCUCCAAGUUAAUGGAUUGUUUUAGCGAAGAAGAUGUACGCCGUAAAAAUGAUUUACGUUUUGAUGACUUUGCCCGUUUGUAUAGGAAACUAAUAUUGCCCUCUAAUUUCCUAGAAGAACUCUUCCAUAGUCUUCCCGGCAAAGAAUUUGCCUAUUCCAAAGAUGGCGAAAUUGUUGCUUUAAGAGAAUUUGAAAAGUUUUUGCUGCAAGAACAAAGAGAAGCCAUUGCACGUGAUAACAAUGCUGUUUCGAAUUUUAUGCGUGAAUUUCUGCAAGAUGUGGAACGGGAAGUGCAGGAACCUUUUUUCACCAUUAGUGAAUUUCUUGAUUAUCUGUUUUCCAAACACAAUGACUUGUGGGACAAACAAUGUGAUCGCUUGUACAUGGAUAUGAAACAACCCAUGUCCAAUUAUUGGAUAGCUUCCUCCCACAAUACCUACCUAACAGGAGAUCAAUUUUCCUCGGAGUCUUCAUGUGAGGCAUACGCCCGUGCCUUGCGCAUGGGAUGUAGAUGCAUUGAACUGGACUGUUGGAAUGGUCCCGACAAUCAGCCGCAUAUAUUUCAUGGUCACACCAUGACUUCAAAAAUUAAAUUCAAAGAUGUUAUCAAAACCAUUAAAGAACAUGCCUUUGUCACCUCCGAAUAUCCGGUGAUUUUAUCAAUAGAACAAAACUGUUCGUUGGAGCAACAACGUAACAUGGCCCAAGCUUUAAUAGAGGUCUUUGGUGAUAUGCUUUUAACCCAACGUUGUGAUCGUUCUGAGACCCGACUACCCUCUCCCUAUCAGCUGAGAAGAAAAAUCAUUUUAAAACAUAAAAAACUACCCGAGUAUGAGGAUAAUUCCAGUAUUGUGUCUACUAACUCUUCGAAUUCUUCUACUCUGUUGUCUUCCACUGGUAGUCGUGGUUCCAUUUCGGGUCCUGGCGGUGAGGACAAUGAUGGCAUACGCAAUGUUUUGAAAGAGGGUCUUUUGUAUUUUAAAGAUCCUGUAGAUAAAACUUGGAAUCUAUAUCAUUUUGUAUUGACGCAACAAGAGUUAAUAUAUUCCUCGGAAACAGAAGAUACUAAUUCAACGGCUGGCGAUGAUGAGGAUAAUGCAGUUUCGGUGUCAUCUACAAACACUAUUAUGCCCAAAGUUAAGGAUAGCAUGAUAAAUGAUGAGUUGCAUUUUGGAGAGAAUUGGUUUCAUGGAAAAUUGGAAGGAGGCCGCAAUGAAGCUGAUCAACUUUUGGAGGCCUACAAACAUUUGGGCGAUGGCACGUUUUUAGUACGCGAAUCGGCCACCUUUGUGGGUGACUACAGUUUAUCAUUUUGGCGACGAAACCGGCCCAAUCAUUGUCGCAUUAAAUUGAAACAUGAAAAUGGUGCCACCAAAUAUUAUCUAGUGGACAAUUUUGUUUUUGAUUCUCUCUACUCCCUCAUAGUUUACUAUCGCAAAAACAUGUUGCGUAGUUCGGAAUUUUCCAUAACACUUAAGGAGCCGGUGCCCCAGCCGAAGAAGCAUGAAACACAAGAAUGGUUUCAUCCACACACCACCAAAGAACAAGCCGAACAGGUUUUAAUCAAACUCGAUGUGGGAUCAUUUUUAGUGCGACCCUCCGUACAGAAUGCCAAUGUCUUUGUUAUCUCAUUCACCAUUAAUCGCAAGAUUAAACAUUGUCGCAUAAUGCAGGAGGGUCGUUUGUUUGUGGUCGAUACCAAUCAAUUUGAGUCUUUGGUGACUUUGGUCAAGCAUUAUAUGCGCAAUCCUUUAUAUCGCACCGUCAAAUUGAUGUAUCCGGUGUCGCAAGAGCUGUUGAAACAAAAAUUAUUGGCCUGUCAGGCUUCGUUGGAUCAUCAUCAUGGCAAUGGUGGUGACUUUAAUGAUGCCUCCAGUUACAUGGAUCCUAGUUUGGAGGAUACGGUUACGUGUAAGGCUUUAUAUAGCUAUAAGGCGGAUAAACCCGAUGAAUUAUCAUUUCCUAAACAUGCCAUAAUAACAAAUGUACAAAGAAAUAAUACAAUGUGGUGGAAGGGGGACUAUGGAGGUCUGAAACAACGACAUUUGCCGGCGAAUUAUGUGAAAGUUAUUGAAUCUUCGUCGGAUGAUUACAACAGCUUCAAUGAUGAAACCAACAAUGAACAGUUUUCACGUACCGACUCCAUUGAAAUCCAUGGAGCCGUUGCCUCUUUGUUCGAAUCCAAUGAGCCGGGCAUACUUUUAAAACUACAAAUACAAACACCUACAAUGCAAAACUCAUUUGUGGUGGGUUUUGACAAUCAAGAACAGGCUUACGAAUGGUUCAAGGCCAUACAAGACGCCGCUUUAAUAGCCAAUCAAUUGGCUACCGAGAGAAGGAAAAAAGAACGUUCUGCCCGUGUAGCCAAAGAAAUGUCGGAUUUAAUUAUCUAUUUUCGUAGUGUACCAUUUCGUGAACACUCCUGGGUAUUUUAUGAAAUGUCUAGCUUCCCCGAAACCAAGGCAGAAAAACAAUUUAUACAACAAAAUACCGCCAUGUUUUUGGCCUAUCAUCGCCAGCAAAUUAGUCGUGUGUAUCCGAAGGGCCAACGUUUGGACUCUUCCAACUUUAAUCCUGUGCCAUUUUGGAAUGUGGGCUCCCAGAUGAUAGCGUUAAACUAUCAAACCGGCGAUAAGGCUAUGCAAUUGAAUCAAGCGAAAUUUCGAGAUAAUGCCCAGUGUGGUUAUUUGUUGAAACCACAAUUUAUGAUAGCCGAAGGUUUUGAUCCCAAUAAUCCCAUGGCCAUUAGUCCGCUGGAAGAGAAACAGGUGACCAUACGUAUUAUAGCAGCUAGACAUUUGUUCCGGGCCGGUAAAUGCAGUAAUCCCUUGGUGGUGGUUGAAAUAGCGGGAGCCACUUUUGAUACGGGCAUCAAACAUCGCACCAAAGUAUGUGAAAAUGGUUUCAAUCCGGUAUGGAAUGAGUCAUGUGAGUUUUCGGUACGUAAUCCGUAUUUUGCUUUGCUGCGUUUCGAGAUACAAGAUGAGGAUAUCUUUGCGGAAACACAUUUCAUAGCUCAGGCCUGUUAUCCACUGAAUGCUUUGCGCACCGGUUACCGCAGUGUCAUAUUGCGCAAUAAGUUUAGCGAAGAGUUGGAACUGGCUUCGCUGCUUGUACAUGUGGAUAUAAAGCAGACUUCAGCUACGGAAACUCAUGCUGUUAUCGGAUUUUAGGCCAAAGGCUGAGAAGUUUAGAAGACUUUCAGAACAAUUUUAAAACAAAGACUUUUAAAAACAUUUGAAUUGAAGAAAAAUUAUUAAUUAGCUUUUUUGCAUUUAAAUUUAAACUUACCAAACAGUUGGACGUCCUAAGUCAUGACAUUUAACAUUUAGAAAAUAUCAUAAUCAGUACUUUCUAAUACCAAUAAUAUCUUUGACAAACUGUAUAAGAAUGUUGUGUAAAUUCCAGAGAAAGCUGAAUAUCUAAUUGGAAAAGUAAAAACCACUUGAGCAUUCUUAUACCAAUAUCAUGGACAAUGUCUAAAUGCCUGAUUAAUGCGAAUUUUCAACUGGAAAAAAACAACUUAAUUUCUUACGCACAAAACCAUUUCUACACAAUCAUUAUGAUUCUUUUUUAUUCCUGGUUAAAGUUAAAACCAAUUUUAUCAUCAUUAUAUGUCUGUUUGUUACCACCUUAGAAAUCUAAAAAAACCAUUAACUUAAAGACUUAUUUUUUUCGCGUACAUUAUAAGUAAAAUGUACUUUUAUUUUAUUAUUUUUUAGCAAAUUUUUUCUCAUUACAUUUAAUAACACAAAAUGCUUCCAAAAUUGUAUUAAUUUUUAAAUGUUUUAUCGAAACUAACAUUGUCAUUUAUACGUAUUAUUAUAUAUUGUAUUUUAUUUAAUCAUUUGCAUUCAUUAUUUUAUAUAUUAUUGCAAUUUUCAUAUAAAAAAAAAUUAAAACAAAGGAACAUACAUAUUUAACUAUAUAUCAAAUUGUGAUUGUAUAAAUUAACAAAUCUACAUACAUAUAUAUUGUUUUUUAGUAUUUUGUGUAAUAAAAUUUAAAAAAAAUAAAUAAAA